Molecule: messenger RNA, 5012 nt
Organism: Polyodon spathula (Mississippi paddlefish)
Lineage: Eukaryota; Metazoa; Chordata; Actinopteri; Acipenseriformes; Polyodontidae
Product: E3 ubiquitin-protein ligase CHFR-like
Exons: 17
Coding region: 593-2536 (647 amino acids)
Biological process (GO): mitotic cell cycle checkpoint signaling; ubiquitin-dependent protein catabolic process; protein ubiquitination
Cellular component (GO): nucleus
Molecular function (GO): protein binding; ubiquitin-protein transferase activity
Source: RefSeq, a predicted model, not a curated record
UUUGGUUUCCAGGAAGUGCCGCGACCUGCUGUAGACGGCUAGUGAAGGAAGGAGUUUAACAAAACAAAACGCGGACAGGCGAGUCUGUAGCGAGAGAGAGCUUUGUGAGGAGCACUCUAGUAGAGAAGUGAAACGUGUGUCCAGUUAUCGGCUAUUUCGGACUGAUUUUGCUCACAUUAAAUUGAGCAAAGGGGCCCGAGACGCGACUGAAAAAAAAAAAAAAAUACACAGAAACGAAAUCGAAACUUAGUGUUAAGUACACGCGUGAACCGUGAAAUAACAUCACAGUGCUUCUGCACGUAGGCUGAGCCCGUGUGUCGUGCAGCGCUGGCGGGGACAGCGGAAGAAGCAUCGUGUAGCAUCACAUUCGGAGUUGUGUGAAUAUAUUAUAAAUUAGAAAUAUCGUUUAGGAGCCGGAUCAGCGUGCAAGUGCUCGUCUGUAACUCGUACUGUUUGUUUCAAUACACAGGGUGCUGAAUCUGCAGAUCUGUGGUGGAAAAAAGAAAACGAUAUUGUUUAUUAAGGACCGUACACUGUAUAUGUGUGAUCGGUUUCCAGGAACUGUUGUUAAUUGUGAAAGCCUCUGGAUAAAAUGAAAAACCGGGAGAGCGGUGUGGCGUGGGGGAAGCUGACCCGGGUAGGCUCUGAGACACAGUCUGAAAUCCUGCUCGUCAGCAAGCACUGCACUAUCGGGAGAAGAAAGGGCUGUGAUCUUUCUUUUCCUGCAAACAAAAUGGUCUCCAGUGAUCACUGUAAAAUUGUUCAAGAUGAAAACUCCGGGGAGGUGUGGCUGGAAGACAUGAGCACCAAUGGGACAGUGAUUAAUAAGUCAAAGAUGGUGAAGAAACAGACGUGCCGGCUGCAGAAUGGAGAUGUUAUCUAUGUUGUGUACAGGAAAAACGAACCAGAACAAAAUGUUGCUUAUAUCUAUCAUUCUAUAACUGCAGAACAGGCGCAUGUGCAAGAACUCAAAGGUGAGCCGUGUAGUGAACCCUUGAUAAGCUCAGGUAUGGAUCCCAGUGUGGAGGAAACGCCGGGCAUCGACGCCCAGUCCCCCAAAGCCAUUCAGCUGCCUCCCCAUGAGGAGCCACAGCCAUCCACUUCCACGUCUGAGCUCUACAGCACCUCCAGCGCCGCUCACCCACCCCCUUCCACAUCAGCCUCUGGAAAGACCUCUGCUGCCGACCCGUUCCCUUCUUCACAAGGACCUUGCCGCGCUUCAGACACUGUGGAUUCCUCUGUAGAGCCUCCAGAGACUGAAGCAGCAGCCGCAGCUCAGCCUGACAGCGCUGCCAUACAAGCAGAGGAGGAGGACCUGCAGCCAGACCGGAAGAGAAGAAAGACAGGAUGCAGUGAAGAGGAAAGCUCUCAGAAGGUCACUCCUAAAGAUGCUUUCAUGGAAAAGGGGAAAGCAGGGGAACCAAAAACUGAUAAAAUGGAGGAGUCUCUCACCUGUAUCAUUUGUCAGGAUCUGUUGCACGACUGUGUAAGUCUCCAGCCCUGCAUGCACACGUUCUGCGCUGCCUGCUACUCCGACUGGAUGGAGCGCUCCUCUUUCUGCCCCACCUGCCGCUGCCCUGUGGAGCGCAUCCACAAAAACCACAUACUGAACAACCUGGUGGAGGCUUACCUGCAGCAGCACCCAGAGAAGUGCCGAAGUGAGGAAGACCUGCAGAGCAUGGACAAGCGGAAUAGAAUUACUCAGGACAUGCUGCAGCCAAAGGUAGAGCGCUGGUUUUCAGAUGAAGAGGGCAGUUCGGACUAUCUGAUGGAGCUUUCCGAUGUGGACAGCGAGUCCUCUGAUAUCAGUCAACCCUUUGUGGUGUGCAGGCAGUGUCCUGGAUUCAGGAAGGACCCCAGUCUGUGCCCAGCUGUCUCUGGACAGCAGGCUGAACAGGGAGAGUUUAAACAAGCAGGGGAAGCACCAUCCACAUCCACUGACACUCCCACAGUUGCCCAGGAAUAUACCUGUCCUCCUCACGGAAGCCAUGUGAUCUGCACCUGCUGCUUUCAGCCCAUGCCUGACCGUAGAGCAGAGGUGGCGAGCCUGCAGCCUGCUCUUCAGCAGUGUACCGUGUGUCAGCGGCCCUUCUGCCACGUGUACUGGGGGUGCACUCGGAUCGGGUGUCUUGGCUGUCUGGCUCGGUUCUGCGACCUCAACCUCACUGAUAAAUGCUUAGAUGGUGUUCUCAACAACAACAACUAUGAGUCAGAUAUUCUCAAGAAUUACCUGGUGUCCAGAGGUGUGACCUGGAAGGAGAUGUUCAAGGAAAGCCUGGUGUCUCUUCAGCAAGGAGUGUUUUAUUUGUCCGAUUACCGCAUCACAGGUAAUGCCGUGCUGUGCUACUGCUGUGGACUGCGCAGUUUCAGAGAGUUAGCGUAUCAGUACAGACAGAACAUUCCUGCUGCAGAGCUGCCAGCUCCUGUAACUUCUCGGCCGGACUGUUAUUGGGGACGAAACUGUCGCACUCAAGUUAAAGCGCACCAUGCCAUGAAAUUCAACCACAUCUGUGAGCAGACCCGCUUUAAGAACUGAUGUCCCUUUGCAGUGCUUUCACACAGGAAGGAUUGUGGGAGCCCUUCCUGCAGGAUGAGUGUUCAGUUUACUGAUGCCUAGUGUUUAAGAGCAGUAGCAAGUCACCACAAACAUACAGCAAGCAGUGGGACUGGGGGUGAAGGCAAUGUGCAAUGUACUGCUGUGCUCCCUUUGUAAAGGGGAAUAUUCAAAAUAGCUUGCCGAUUUCAUAGUAACAUUUAAUACUGAUAAGAGCCUUUGGUUGGUACGUUACAUUAAUGUUAGGUCUAUGAGUAUUAUGUACUGUAUAAUGUUCUACAGCACCUGAAGGAUUCCUGUUUAUGUGGGUGCAUCCUUGUGAUAUCUAUAACAUUAGCUUUGUGGACAUGCACAUGGCAGCAUGCUAUUACUGUAUUGUACAUUGUUAUUACAGUAGGGUGUUUGUCAUCAUGAUCCUUGUGAAUGUUUCCCUAGUCGAUCCUAAUUCAAUGGGUAUGGUGCUGAUACUGCUGUCUUGGUCUAUGCAAACACUACUAUUGCUGUUGUGGUUAGAGAGUCGAACAUGAAGGGUUACUUCAGGGGAAACACUCGCAGCAGUGUGAUGUCUGGAUAAUGUUUAUUCCAAAAUAUUUAUUUCUAUUGCUUGACGAAAGUUAUGUGCAUAUAGAUUACUAUACCUACGAAUGUUUUGUAGGUAGGAAGUAUUGUGUGCCCUGCUUACCAUCAUUGAGAAUAUACAAUGUGCACACUUUGUAAUGUUCAGGACUGAGCUGCCUUGCGUACUUCCCUAGAAAACCGCCUGUAUCCCAGAAAAUGCACACGUAAAUAGAAUAAACAUCCCCGCUGGUUACAUGCACAGCAAGAUUACAGGCAUUGGAUUUCCACAGCUUCCACGAGCUGCCCAUUAAUCAAGCACAUUAAAUGAUUGUCCUGUAACAUGCUUUUCAUACAUUAGAAUUGGCGAGUCAUCCCUUCACGUUUCAUUGUGUCGGUGCUUCCUUCCUCUCCUACUGAUAGGACACAGCAGUAGACCACAGCUCUCUGUUCCAAUGGCUGCUAAUGGAAGAAUCAGACCUCCUCACGGUGGUCUGCAGGUUCCAGCUGUGUACUGCUGUGUUUUGUGGUGACAGGCUAUUCCAAAAAACGGCCAUGCACGGUGGCUUUUUUAAUGCAAGUUAAUCAAGUUUUUAUACAUCUUUUACUCAAUAAUAUGUGCACUUAAGUAGACGAUGCUGUCUCCUCCUUUUCCAGCAAAUGGUUGCCAAUGCCCAUGCCCAAUAAAUCUGUGUUUGACUUCUGGGCUCACACUGAAUUGCUAAAAUGUGCAUUUUGUUAACCUCUGUCUUGUUUGGUCCUAACUGGCUCAUGUACGCACAGCGUGCCUGUCUGUCUGUCUGUCUGGUUCUAGUUGUGUGCUUCAGUGUAUGGGGUGGGUGAUGCUUGCUGGAUGAGAUGCAGUCACUUUAACGAGAAAGCCUUAUAAGCAUUCUGCUGUGUAUUGUACAGUUUUAGAAGUCGCAGUGAUAAAGCAUUAGUUAGGACUCAUAGGAAAAUGACUUGGUUCUUUAGUGCUGUGCUGUUUGUUUUAUUUACUGGUUGGGUAGUAAUGUGUAAAGCUGAAAAACGGCAGCUCUUUGUGGUGUGGUUUGCUGCUCUCUACACUACAAAAGAACAGCAGGCUUACUUUACCUAGUCUAUCCAGAACAAGAUUCUUGCCAUUGAAGUGUUAGUUUGCAUUGUCUAAGAUUGGUUUGUUAUGUUCAGCAUUGCAAUGCAGUUACUGGGACAUUCUAAUUCCUGGAUGCAUUUCUAACUAAUGGAAGUUUAACACUUGCCUAUGAAUUUACCUAUGGUUAAUGGGUCCAGACCCAGCAUAAAAAAGGCACGUUUGUUUGAUUGAGUUCUUAGGUACGGUGCAGAUUUAACAAAACAGCAGUUUAUUCUUCUGGAGUCUUAACUGCAAACAGAUGGUAAUCCCAUUUAGGCACCGUUUGUUUUUAAAUGUAAAAUACUCUGAUCAGUGUUAGCAGCCCAGCUUUGUGUAUAUAGUGACAGAUACCCGUGCUGCACACAGUUUAGCUGUUGUGUGUCUUGAUUCAGCCAGGCGCUGUCACAUUGCAGCAUUCCAACACCAAGCAUGCUUGGACCUGAACUCCAGCUAGCACCUCUGUGGAGCUGCUGAAUUCCUGUCGUUUUGAACACGAGACUGCCAGCACUCUGCUCAAAAGAAAAACACAAAACCCUACCUCAUCCAGGCUUGCACGACAAUUACAAAAUACGCUUUGUGUUCAAGUCAGCUUUCUGGCGUCAUAGCAGUAUGAUAAACACCGUUAUUCUGAGAAACGUAAAAACCAAAUCGCUAGCGAUGCUUCCUCUCCUUGUGUAUUGGUGCAGUUUAGAAAAUCACUUACUGGUGAAAAGAGCAAUGUACUGUACUGAAGAAAAAUGAACACAUUUGAAAUGUUUUUUGGGUCACACUAAUAAAAUACUAUCAACA